GCCGGGGCGGGCGGCGUGGGGGCGGUAUGAGGGCCGGCGGCCCGGGGGGCUGAGGCGCCCGCCGCCUGCCGCGGGGCCGCACGCGUCCUCCAUGGAGGCCGGAGAGGAACCGCUUCUGCUGGCUGAGCUCAAGCCCGGGCGUCCCCACCAGUUCGAUUGGAAGUCGAGCUGCGAAACCUGGAGCGUGGCCUUCUCCCCAGAUGGUUCGUGGUUCGCGUGGUCUCAAGGACACUGCAUCGUCAAGCUGAUCCCCUGGCCGCUGGAGGAGCACUUCAUCCCUAAAGGGUUUGAAGCCAAAAGCCGGAGCAGCAAAAAUGACACAAAAGGGCGAGGCAGCCCAAAGGAGAAGACUCUGGACUGUGGGCAGAUUGUCUGGGGUUUGGCCUUCAGCCCGUGGCCUUCUCCACCCAGCAGGAAGCUCUGGGCACGCCACCAUCCCCAGGUGCCAGACAUCUCUUGCCUGAUCCUCGCUACAGGACUCAAUGAUGGGCAGAUCAAGAUUUGGGAGGUGCAGACAGGGCUCCUGCUUUUGAAUCUUUCCGGCCACCAGGAUGUUGUGAGAGAUCUAAGCUUCACGCCCAGCGGCAGUUUGAUUUUGGUGUCAGCAUCUCGGGAUAAGACUCUUCGCAUCUGGGACCUGAACAAACAUGGUAAACAGAUCCAGGUGUUAUCGGGCCACCUGCAGUGGGUUUACUGCUGCUCUGUCUCCCCGGACUGCAGCAUGCUGUGCUCUGCAGCUGGAGAGAAGUCGGUCUUUCUGUGGAGCAUGCGGUCCUACACGUUAAUCCGGAAGCUAGAGGGCCACCAAAGCAGUGUUGUCUCUUGUGACUUCUCACCUGACUCCGCCUUGCUCGUCACGGCUUCUUACGAUACCAACGUGAUCAUGUGGGACCCCUAUACUGGCGAGAGGCUGAGGUCACUCCACCACACCCAGCUUGACCCCCCCAUGGACGACAGCGAUGUUCACAUUAGCUCCCUGAGGUCCGUGUGCUUCUCUCCCGAAGGCUUGUACCUCGCCACGGUGGCGGAUGACAGACUCCUCAGGAUCUGGGCCCUGGAACUGAAAACUCCAAUCGCAUUUGCUCCUAUGACCAAUGGUCUUUGCUGCACAUUUUUUCCACAUGGUGGAGUUAUUGCCACAGGGACAAGAGAUGGCCACGUCCAGUUCUGGACAGCUCCGAGGGUCCUGUCCUCACUGAAGCACUUAUGCCGGAAAGCCCUUCGAAGUUUCCUAACCACCUACCAAGUGCUAGCACUGCCGAUCCCCAAGAAAAUGAAAGAGUUCCUCACAUACAGGACUUUUUAAGCCACGCCCCAUAGUCUUAUACUUGUUUUCUUGGUAGCAGGAUAAACCUCCCUGGCAGGGGAGCAGCUGGAACCAGGGGCCAGUCAUCAGGUCUUGGCUCCAAAGAUCAUUUCUUUUUGGGACUGUGAACAGAAUGUAGGGAAACCAGAUACCAGUGGACUAGUCACCAGGGAUUUUCUCCGUGACAUGGGGAGGUCAGUCACAGAGGGGGACUCCGGCUCCGCGACAGCUGAGCCUUCCCUUAAACCCUGAGGCCACUUACAGACGGCAGUGCCCAACACCUUUUAAAGUCAUGGUUUUGAUUCAAGCGCAGUUACUCAUGUUGAUUCGGUAAGAAGGGUCAGCAGGCCUCAGGAGCCUCUGUGUCGGGGCGGAGUUGGGUCCCUCGACUGGCAAGCGUGGCUUCUGCCCCGCACUUAAGCGUUGUCGUGUUUCACACACAGUGGUGACACUGUUCUGAAGUUCUCUCCUGCUGUGUCAGAGUGGCUUUGAUGUUGGCAAGUGCCGUCCUUCCUCUGGCUCCCCUCUGACCGGCAGGACAAAAUGCAGGACAAAGUUUUCAUGGAGCCGUGUGCCGUGAGGUAUUGACUAAAUUGCAGCUGACUCAGAGGCCGUGCUCCCGACUGAUACACUAUAAAUGGCUUUUUUUUUUUUUUUUUUUUUUUUUAUAAACAGUGGUGUGCAUGUGCAGGCGAUGACAGAUGUGUAUGUCCGGUCCCACACAGAUGUCCCCCUAAACUGCAUGACUGUUCAGAUGGCCACCGCGUUGGCGGGUGUUUGCCAUUUGUAGCAUAUUUAUUUGUAUUUUCUCAGCAGAUGUUAAGGUACAACUGUGUUUCCCUCCACGGUAUCUAAAACCCAUAGUUGUUAAGCCGACCAGUUGUGAAGAUGUCUCUUCUUGAUUGUGUAGAGAAUUGGUGUGGCCGCCCCUUCGGCUGAUUCUCGUGUACGCGGUCUUCCUCUGCUGCGUCACCUCAUCGGACUCCUCAGCUGGUGUCACCUCCACCCCUUCACAGAAAUAGCUCCUUGAAAGUACUGUUCUCCUUCCUUCAGUGGCGUGUCAUUAUCUGAUCAAGACACCUCAUUCCAAUGAAAUCUGCCUUUGGAAAAUUUAAUAUAUUUUAAAUUAUUUUAAAAGAAACACAA
Prionailurus viverrinus (fishing cat) is the source of this 2452-nucleotide messenger RNA. It is a transcript of the gene WSB2, whose product is annotated as WD repeat and SOCS box containing 2. Gene Ontology annotation, molecular function: protein binding. Gene Ontology annotation, biological process: intracellular signal transduction. The transcript has 9 exons. NCBI's taxonomy places the organism in Eukaryota, Metazoa, Chordata, Mammalia, Carnivora, Felidae. The coding region runs from base 92 to 1306 and encodes 404 amino acids. The record is from RefSeq and is a predicted model, not a curated record.